Molecule: messenger RNA, 2756 nt
Organism: Rubroshorea leprosula
Lineage: Eukaryota; Viridiplantae; Streptophyta; Magnoliopsida; Malvales; Dipterocarpaceae
Source: the annotation of a GenBank genome assembly
GGUCCUCAGACAAAAACUGUUUUCUCUCCUCCUCAUUCAAUCACUUCAUUUACCCAUCUACACCGCAACCAACAAACAUAGCAAAAAUUCGUCCCAUCUCUCCUGUUCCUUUUCAGGUUCGUUUUCCUAUUUCAUUUUUCCUUUUAAUCAUUCAUUCCCCUAAGUGGGUUUCAGACUUUCAGGCGUUAAUGUCGUAUCUAUGUGUUCUAUUUUCAAUUAUUAGAUUGUUCCAUUGGGUUGCUAUUUCUUUUUUCAUUCAAAACAAAUGCUAGAUUGAAUAUCAUAAUUCAUGCACGUUAUUUGGAACGUAAAUCACGCUUUGGAAAUUGGGUUUCUCUUCAUUUGAUCUGGUUUUGUUGAUUGGAGGCUGAAUUUCAUUAGCAAUUGUUGAUGGGUAAGGAUGAUGUAUUGGGUAUCUUUUUUUUGUGUGUAGUCAAUCGUUUUUUUCUUGUUAGCGUAGAAUUUGGUGCGAAAACAGGGAAAAAAAUGUCUAGUUAUCAGGGUGUAAUUGUUUCUGAUCCAUGGCUCCAAAGCCAGUUCACCCAAGUGGAGCUCAGGACUCUCAAAUCCAAGUUUCUUUCUGUUAGGACUCAAUCUGGUCAUGUCACUGUGGGGGAGCUGCCUCAAGUAUUUGCAAAAUUGAAGCCCUUUUCCGAAAUGUUCAAUGAGGAUGAGAUUAAGGCUAUCCUAAGGGAGUCAAGUAGCAAUAUGAGUGAAGAAAUUGAUUUUGAGGCCUUCCUUCGGGCAUUCUUAAAUUUGCAAGCCCGUGUAACAGCGAAAUCAGGCGAUUCAAAACAUUCUUCAUCCUUUCUCAAGGCUGCCACAACUACUUUUCACCAUACUAUUAAUGAAUCUGAGAAGGCCUCCUAUGUUGCUCAUAUUAAUAACCACCUGGCAGAAGAUAAAUUCUUGAAAGAUUAUCUUCCCAUUGAUCCAGCUACAAAUGCAAUAUUUGAUCUUGCUAAAGAUGGAGUUCUCCUUUGUAAGCUAAUCAAUGUAGCUGUUCCUGGGACCAUAGAUGAGCGGGCUAUUAACACAAAAAGGGUUCUUAAUCCCUGGGAGAGGAAUGAAAACCAUACACUCUGUCUUAAUUCUGCAAAAGCUAUUGGUUGCACGGUGGUUAAUAUUGGCACGCAAGACCUCGUUGAAGCAAGACCCCAUUUAGUACUUGGAUUGAUUUCCCAAAUUAUAAAGAUUCAACUCUUAGCGGAUCUCAAUCUAAAGAAAACUCCUGAACUAGUGGAAUUGGUUGAUGAUACCCAGGAAGCAGAGGAGCUCAUGAGUUUAGCACCUGAAAAGGUUUUGCUGAAAUGGAUGAAUUUUCAUCUGAAGAAAGCUGGCUAUAAGAAGCAAGUUACUAACUUUUCUUCGGAUGUGAAGGAUGGAGAAGCUUAUGCUUAUCUGCUAACUGCUCUGGCACCUGAGAUUAGUUCCCCCUCAACUUUGAAUACUACGGAUCCAACAGAAAGAGCAAAUAUGGUUCUUGAGCAAGCAGAGAAAUUGGAUUGUAAAAGAUACCUCACUGCUAAGGAUAUUGUUGAGGGCUCACCAAAUCUUAAUCUAGCAUUUGUGGCACAAAUAUUCCAGCAUAGGAAUGGCUUGACCACAGACAACACAAAAUUUUCAUCAGCUGAAAUGAUGACUGAUGAUGAUCAAACUUCUCGGGAAGAAAGAUGCUUCCGACUUUGGAUUAACAGUCUUGAAACCGCUACAUAUGUCAAUAAUCUAUUUGAAGAUGUUAGAAAUGGGUGGGUUCUACUAGAACUUCUUGACAAAAUUUCCCCUGGAUCAGUUGCUUGGAAGCAGGCAAAUAAGCCUCCUAUCAUGAUGCCCUUUAAAAAGGUUGAAAAUUGCAACCAGGUUGUAAAUAUUGGAAAGGAGUUGAAUUUCUCCCUUGUGAAUGUAGCUGGCAAUGAUAUUGUUCAAGGAAAUAAGAAACUUAUACUAGCAUUUUUAUGGCAACUCAUGAGAUUUUCUAUGCUGCAACUCCUGAAAAAUCUGAGAUCCCACUCCCAAGGUAAAGAAAUUACAGAUGCUGACAUUCUAAACUGGGCAAACAAUAAUGUGAAGAAAGUAGGUAGGACCGCCCAAAUGGAGAGUUUCAAGGAUAAAAACCUUUCAAGUGGUGUUUUCUUCCUUGAGCUGCUUAGUUCUGUGGAGGCAAGGGUGGUGAACUGGAGUCUUGUUACUAACGGAGAAACUGAGGAGGACAAGAAGUUGAAUGCAACAUAUAUAAUCAGUGUUGCAAGGAAGCUUGGUUGCUCCAUUUUCUUAUUACCUGAGGACAUCAUAGAGGUAAACCAAAAGAUGAUCCUCAUCUUGACUGCAAGUAUCAUGUACUGGAGCCUACAAAGAAAAGGAAAUGCAGAUGUAACUACUGGAGGUAAUGAGAUUCCUGUUGAUCAGAGUGAGGCAGCUCUAGCUGGUGAAGUCUCCAAUUUGAAUAUCGACAAUACUGCUUGAGAUUCUGAAAAGUUGCCUGACAAAUAAUGAUCCUAGAAAAUUUGAUGAUUCAUACCGUUCAUUUUGUCAAAGAACUUGUUCUCUUAUUUGUUUUUCCUAGACCACAGAAGAAAAGAGUAAGUCCUGUAGAUUUACCUCUUGCGUUUUUAGUCCUAGGUAUAUUCUUUCUAUCAAAUAUUGCAAUGUCUAUGCGGAAUGAUGGAAGGGAAGGAGAAAGCAUCAACAAAAGGCUUCUCACUAUUAUUUUUUAUUGACAAUUCUCAAUUCAAUCAUAUUAAAACCAGCUGGCAUUG